AUGAUUAAACAACAGCAACCACAACAACUUAAGGCACAAAGCACCCAGGUCCCUCAGACCAUUACAUACGCCAUAUAUGCAUAUAAUUCAAAGACGGCAGAACAAACGCAAAGGUUGAAAUAUGGAGAUUUGGAGAUAGUAUUGAAAAAUGACCAUUUCGAAUUCGUUUGCAAAGGUGGUGCAGUGAUAUCAAAUAUAAAAGAAAUUUUAUUUAUGAAUUCAAAAAUUAAAGGUAUAACGGAUGAUAUAACAUCAAUUCCACCAGAAGAACAAAGAUAUUACGCAUUAAAUGCAUUUCCUAAAGUUGUGAAGAUUGGAAGAUUUAAUUUAAAUGAGGAAUUCAUAGAAGGUUUCCUAAAUGACAUAAUGAAGAAAGCAGAUAAGGAAUAUGUGGAUAGUGAGUUAAUGAAGAAAGUAGAUAAGGAAUAUGUGGAUGAAAAAGAUAAUGAAAUUAAAGAAAUGGUUGAAUGGUAUCAUGAAUGGACAUCAAAGAUUUUAAAAACUAAAGCUGAUACAGGAUGGGUUUCAGGAUGUUUAGACCUUAAAGCGGAUAAAACAUAUGUUAACGAUGAGUUAGAGAAGAAAGCAGAUAAGGAAUAUGUGGAUAGUGAGUUAAUGAAGAAAGCUAAUAUAUCAUUU
Messenger RNA from Trichomonas vaginalis G3, 639 nucleotides. RefSeq lists its product as uncharacterized. Lineage: Eukaryota; Parabasalia; Trichomonadida; Trichomonadidae. The annotation marks the transcript as partial. The record is from RefSeq and is a predicted model, not a curated record. The transcript has a single exon.